Magallana angulata is the source of this 2677-nucleotide messenger RNA. RefSeq names its product tenascin-R-like. The transcript is spliced from 6 exons. Lineage: Eukaryota; Metazoa; Mollusca; Bivalvia; Ostreida; Ostreidae. The record is from RefSeq and is a predicted model, not a curated record. Bases 52 to 2337 code for a protein of 761 amino acids.
AGUUUCUUUCAGAAUUGUUACUUCUAUUUUAUUUCUCAAACAAUACGAGAAAUGGAAAUGUGUUUUUCUCAUAUUUAUUUCAAAUUAAUAUGUAUACUGAUAUUUCCAGCCAUCAGUUUGACAAGCGAUUUAUUUAGAGAAGAUACAUUUACUUGGGUUGGAACAGCUUCGGUUGAAUCAAGUGAUCUUGUUAUCAAGGAAAUAAGUUUUACAAGAACCACAACUGUGUGGUGCAUAAACGAGUGCAAAAAAUUCCCCGGAUGUCGCGGCAUAGACUUCUGCAAUAUAGGAAAAAGUUUUUGUAGACUUUGGAAUGGACCAUUUGACCAACAGCCAACCGCUAAUGGAACCCAUUUAGCAGAAUGCAAUAGGUUUUCCAAAGAGACAAUAUUGGCUUCUGGUAUGAUGACAGAAUCCGUCACAAUGAUAUCCACAGAUUUGAUGCCAACGAUUGAUACAAUAAUGGGGGUGAAUGUAACGAGCCCUGGGACUACAUCACCUUUAAUAGACACAAUAACUCAACUGCUCACAACUUCUAAAGAAGACACAGCAACCUCUGGUGAAUCAACAUCAACGAAAGACAACACAAUGCAGAUUGACUUAACCACAGAUGACACUACUACAUCAGUAAAUUCAACCAAAGAUGGCACCGUAUUAGUAGACUCAACCACAGUUAAUGUCACUUCAUUAGUAGACUCAUCCACGACUGACGCCAUAACAACAAUUAACUCAACCAUAGAUGACGCCACUACAAAAAUAACUCUCACUUCACUUGGCCCUUCUAACUCAUUUGACACCAGUAUAUCAGUAGACUCCACUAGAGUUGACGCCACCACACAAAUAGGCUCCACUACAGUUGACACUACUACAUCAGUAGACACACCAACAGUUGAUGCCUCUACAUCAGCAGACACACCAACAGUUGAUGUCACUACAUCAGCAGACACACCAACAGUUGAUGUCACUACAUCAGCAGACACACUAACACUUGAUGCCAACACACCGAUAGCUGAAGUCACUACAUCAGCAGACACACCAACAGUUGAUGUCACUACAUCAGCAGACACACCAACAGUUGAUGUCACUACAUCAGCAGACACACUAACAGUUGAUGCCAACACACCGAUAGCUGAAGUCACUACAUCAGUAGACACACCAACAGUUGAUGCCUCUACAUCAGCAGACACAUCAACAGUUGAUGUCACUACAUCAGCAGACACACCAACAGUUGAUGUCACUACAUCAGCAGACACACUAACAGUUGAUGCCAUCACACCGAUAGCUGAAGUCACUACAUCAGCAGAAACACCAAUAGUUGAUGUCACGACAUCAAUAGACUUAACAACAGUUGACGUUUCAACAUCAAUAGACUCAAGAACAGUUGACGCUUCUACAUUAGUAGACUCUACCACAAUUGACGCCACUACAUCAUUAGAAUCAACCACUGUUGAUGCCUCUACAUCAGAAGACUCAACCACUGUUGAUUACUCUACAUCAGUAGACUCAACCACUGUUGAUGCCUCUACAUCAGUAGAAUCAACCACAGUUGAUGCCUCUACAUCAGUAGACUCAACCACAGUUGAUGCCUUUACAUCAGUGGUUUUAGCCACAGUUGACGCCAUUUCAUCUGUAGAUUCAACCACAGUUGACGCCACAACAGAUUCGUCUGCAGCUGAUACCACGACAACAGAGUCAUACUGUCCAGAUUGUGGAUGCUGGAUGACAAAGGGUUUAUCUGGAGCUCUCCCAAUUUACUUGAACGGCCAGCUUAAAGAAGUCAGUUGUGGGAACAGUUCAACUUAUUCAUGGACGGUAUUUCAAAGGCGAUUUGACGGUAGCGAAAGUUUCGAUAGAACAUGGCUAGAAUACGAGGAAGGGUUUGGCUCAGCCGCAGGGGAGUUUUGGUUAGGAAAUAAAUAUAUUCACUUGCUGAAUAUGCUUGGGUACACUUACCUGAGGAUUGAGGUCAUAACCUUUGACAACGUUGUCGGUUUUAUUGAGUAUCCUGACUUUCAAUUAGGGGAUUCAACCGAGAACUAUCUGUUAAGAAGUAUUGGGACACCAGCAGCAAGUUCAGUUGUGGAUGACAGUCUGGCGGACAGUGUUUCAAGAGCUUUUUCAACACCAGAUAUGGAUAAUGACAACAACAAAGCCCAGAAAAACGGCAACUGUGCUUUGAUCUUAAAGAGCGGUUGGUGGUUUAACAAUUGUGCGGACGUCAACUUAAACGGAGAAUAUAGUCACAUCAAAGAUGCCAGUGAAAAAAUAUAUUGGUUCGGCACCUGGGGGUGGGAUAUAUCUUUGAAGGAGACUACAAUGAAGAUUAGGAAGCCUUAGAAUAUGAUAUCAUGUAUUUGUGUUCGCGAUACACUCUAUGACUGUAUUGAAGUUACUUUGAAAUCAAAGUGUCGAUAUCAUUUUUUUCGAGGAUUGUUCUUUUUGAAAAAAAAAUUAAGAGAACAACUAUUUCAUGACAAUGGAUAUUAAAGACUUAUUUGAGAAAAUAACCUAUUGUCGAAUAUGCUGUGUAAAUAUGCAACUAAAAAUAUAAUGUUCAUGAAAGAGAGACAUGCAAAAUCCAUACAUUUAUGUAUAAAAAUGAAUUUGCAUUCACAUAAUAUAUCAUAUCCUAAUAACGGAUUUCUUAUUAUUUCAUAUAAUCUCUAAUCAAAGCUGA